ACGUCCAACGAUUUGUUUCAAAAAUUUUCGAUAAUCCUGUAUGUGUUACAAAUCUCAAACUAAAACUCCAUUAAGGCUGGAACUCUGGCUGCAAUCCGAGUAUACGUACAGUUUCCCCGAGGCGGUUCCCUUUUUUUUAAUAUUUCUACACACACGCGCCUAUGAAAGAUAUUAUGUAUGUACAUUGUACAUAAACGUUGCUAUCGCACGUGUCUAAAUCAAACGAGACGACGGUAUUGGCUGUCCGAUCGCUAUCGUCAACCAGUCAUCGUGACAACGUCGGUAACCGAAAGGCGCGGAAAGAACGGCUUUGGCGUCUGGCGAUUAGUCAGACCGCAGUCCACGUUGGCGUCGGUCGAUUCUGCGGCUCUUGACUCUCUUGAGAAUCUCUUCGAGCGUCGCGAUUGAACAGUGAACUUUGUUUACGCGCCGAACAAUGAAAGACACAAUGGAUGAGAAUCAAGAGACCGACGUGUCCGCGCUGUGCAUCGACGUGUCGAGGGUGAAAUCGUUGGCCGGAGAAUCGCGGAAGUCUGAGUGUGGCAAUGCACACGAUGCCGAUCCCGGUGGAUGGACCCCGUUGCUGGUACUGGGCGGUGCCACUUGCUGCCUGGGAUCAGCACUGCCAGCAGGGUAUAACAUAGGCGUCAUGAACAAUCCAGCUCAUCUCAUGCAAUCGUUCUGCAAUGAGAGUGUCAGGGAAAGAUAUAACGUACAGCUGUCCAGUCAUGAGCUCCAGAUACUCUGGUCCGCCAUCGUGUCGGUCUUCCUUGUCGGAGGUGUGUCCGGAUCGUUGAUUGCUAGCUGGCUGAGCGACAGAUUCGGACGGAAAGGCGCGCUGAGCUUCGGAAAUCUCUGCGGGAUCGUAGGAGCCGUUCUAUUCAUGCUCGUACGAACUGUGAAUUCGAUCGAGCUUUUCCUACUCGGCCGAGUGAUCGUCGGACUUUCCGGCGGUCUAGCUACUGCCUUGCUCCCGAUGUACAUGACAGAAAUAGCACCUCUAAAAUUGAGAGGCGCCGUCGGGGUCUUGUGCCAAUUGGGCAUCACGUGCGGCGUGCUGAUGGGCCAGGUCGCCGGACUCGAGACUGUUCUGGGCACUCCCGAAUCCUGGCACAUAAUGCUAGCGUCUUUCUCACCGCUGUGCCUCGCUGCAUUAUUACUGACUAUCGUUUUGCCAGAAAGUCCAAAGUAUCUGUACAUUACAAGAGGGGAACAGGGAAAGGCUCUUAAAGAGCUCAGUCGUUUGCGCAACAUGGACAUAAUGCUCCUGCAAAACGAGAUCUCCAGCUUGCAGCAAGAACUAGCGAUGAGAUCGACAAGCAAACCGUGGAACAUUAAGCGCGUGUUGGAAGAGCCGACCGUGAGACUGCCUCUAUUCCUAGUGUGCCUCAUGCAAUUUUGUCAGCAGCUCAGUGGCAUUAACGCAGUUUUUUACUACUCGAACAUAAUAUUCCACAAAGCUGGUCUGGGAAUUAACGGCGCUCAAUACGCGACUCUGGGCACUGGUGUCGCGAACAUCGGGAUGGCUGUGAUCUCCGUGCCGAUAAUGUCGUUAUUCAGCAGACGAAAAGUACUGUUCCUGAGCUGUUACUUAUGCGUGGGAUGCCUCAUCACUCUGUGCGCCUCUAUCGCGCUAAUCCACGUGACCUCGUUCAUGCCAUGGCUCUGCACCGUCGCGGUGCUGGCAUACGUUAUAUUUUACGGUAUCGGUCUCGGCCCUAUACCGUUUUUCAUCGGCUCCGAGCUAUUCGACGUAGGUCCCAGGCCUGCCGCUAUGUCGUUAGGUAGCGUGUUCAAUUGGGGAGGUAACUUCCUCGUCGGGAUGAUGUUCCCCUCGUUAGAAGCCGCGAUCGGCCCGUACGUCUUCCUGAUCUUCGCUGCGAGCACGCAGAUCUUGGUGCAGGUCAAUCGAGUCUACCUGCCCGAGACGCGGGGUCGAAGCACGACGGAUAUAGCGGCAGCUAUGACUCAAGGUUUCAAAUCAAGACCGAACGCAACACUCGCUGCAGCGUAGCCCGAACGCUUCAUAUGUAGCUCGACUAAGUAUUUUUUAUACAGUUUUUUAACGAAAUCAACAAAUCAUUGCCACACGUCGCUCGCCACGUGAGUGACAACUCGCGCGUUACUCAUAUCUGGUUCAUGCGAUCGCGCAUCUGUAAAAAGAAAAAAGGGACGCGAGAUUAAUUUAUUCGGACGAGAUUCAAGUGCACUAUGCGGGCGAAUUUUAUAUACUAUUGACUAUUUAUACAUAAAUAUAUAUAUGUA
Messenger RNA from Wasmannia auropunctata (little fire ant), 2265 nucleotides. Its product is annotated as solute carrier family 2, facilitated glucose transporter member 1-like. NCBI's taxonomy places the organism in Eukaryota, Metazoa, Arthropoda, Insecta, Hymenoptera, Formicidae. Bases 437 to 2014 code for a protein of 525 amino acids. The record is from RefSeq and is a predicted model, not a curated record. Gene Ontology annotation, cellular component: membrane. The transcript has 8 exons. Gene Ontology annotation, biological process: monosaccharide transmembrane transport. Gene Ontology annotation, molecular function: hexose transmembrane transporter activity.